ACCCCGAUACAUUGACCUUGACUACCACUGACUCUCACUGGACACUCUCGAAACAAGGGGUGGUAACAUAAUGUCAAAGGCCUGGGCACCUUACGGCAGCCUCACCCAGGCACCUACCAACCUGAAGGAGGCCAUUGACUGGGUCCUCAGGGUAACUGGUAAGGAUGGUAAACAAAAUGUGGCAAAGAAGCCGGCAAGCACUAGUAAUGGCCCCCAUUGCUUGUGCUACUUGGCCAAGGCAGUGAAGGACCUACUGUAUGAUGCCAGGUCCCCGGGGACCCCUGGUCCACACCCUGAGAGGUACUGGGAUGGCAUACUCCUAACGGAGGAACAGUCCAUAGUAAAGCCAGUGCUCCAGGACCUCGGACUCCUUGGUGAUGGCAGCACUGGUGCUGCCAGUAGUACCUCUACCUGUGCUGGUGGCACCGAGGUCAUAAAGGCACUGAUAGACCACUUGGCACUGGGACUACAGAUGUGGGUUGGGUGGCAAGAAGGGGAUCAAGAUAAGUGUUGUCUUAAGGGGGAAGGUGGAAAGAGUACGGGGAUAGGCAGGAAGUGUGAUUGUAAUGGUAGUGGUGUUAACUGUUGUAGUCCCGGUGGAAAGAAAUGUCAUGACUGUACUGAGUGUGGUCCCAAGGCCACUGAGGCUACCAAAAAAUGCUACCUCUCGGCCUAUUGCAAACCCACUGCUCAACCCAGUGGUGCCGGUUCCACCACCAAAGACUACAUUUGGACCUCCAUCUCCACUGACUCCACUAAGGUCCACCUCCUGGCCCGUAUUUUCCUAGGGUCGGUAUGUCUCAUCUGGAGUGGACUCAGUCAGUUGGGGUUCCUAACAGGAAAUGGAAGUAGCACCGAGAGGUGGAAGGAUAGUAAGCUACAUGAGGUGGACAAGGGUCUCGGGUCAUUCAUGGCGGCCAUGGGCUACGACCUGGAGAGGUUGAAUGGGAGUGGUGGUAGUGGGAAGAAGGGAGCAGAUGUAUGGAAAUUACUAUCGGGAACGGAGCCUAGUGGUGCCAAAGGUAUCCAAUGGAAAGAAUUCGCAUCCGUGAAAGGUGCUUCUCAGGGUAGUGUAGCUGAGUACUACAGCAGUAUCUAUAGUGGAGCAAAAACUGCCCUUACAGGGAAGAAUACUGAAGAAAUUUGUACAAAGUAUCCCCUAUUGGUACUACACAUCCUGGCCAGUGGGUACUUCAGGGCAGGUAGUGCCGGGGCCAAGGGUAUCACGUCGCCGCCAAAGGCGGCCACUAGUACUGACGGUGCUAGUGAUGCCAAAAAGGACACUACCUCUCCCAGGAAACCACGCACUAUCCGGGAAAUCCUAUACUGGCUUAGUGCAUUGCCCUAUAGUAAGGGAUACAAGGCACUGGUAGAGAGGAUGGGACAGAAAUUCCCGGAGGGUGGGAAAUACUCACUGGAAGGAACUAAAUCUGGCGGCAAGACAGAUCUCCACAAGGACAACAUUACCCACUACCUACUGGCCGCCUGUGGCUACUGCCCACUGGUACUCAUCGGUAUCCAGGGGACCAUAGAAAGGGAAGUGAAGCAGACAACACAAGGUAGUGCUCCAGCUGCUGCGGAGAAGAAUAAGUGUCCACAUCAUAAGAAAAACCGUCAUAAGAGAUGCGACCCUAAAGAUAUAAAGGAACAAGAAGCAGCUGCACAGGCACAGUCUCCCCAGCAACCGGGAGCUUCCACCGGAAAACCCCUCGGAAAAGGUGAAGUCUGCUAUGGCGGGUACCACCUGGAAGUGUCCAAGUUUGGCCCCCUCCAUGGGAUGUAUGCCAAUGGGCUCUUUGGCUUCCAUAUGGACCUUUCGGCCGCCCAGUGCCUGGACCAACUGAGGAUAUAUGUCUACCACUGCUUCUACCAGCUCUAUUUCCUGAGGAAGCAGUGUAAGGUGGGAGUGGGAGGAGGAGUAGGAGUGGGAGGGAACACUGUGCUGGGCUGGCAGAGUUGUAGGUAUGGGAAGGAAGUCAAGUGGAGUGCCAGCACUUGGUUGUGUUCUGCUAGCAGUACAGGUAGUGCUGCUGGAAAGUGUAAGUGCAUGGAUAGCACCAGCACUGACUCGCCAUUGAUGUCAUUCCUAUGCGAUGGACCAGGAAAGAUGGUGUGCAAUCAAACCAUCGGCAGAGGUGUCGAUGAUUAUCCACCUAUUGAGACUCAUUGGACCACUAAAGAUGAUAAUCCUAAAGGUCACUUUGGCACGCCAGACCUCAAUUACCCCAAGUUGUGCCCUGUUCCAAUGGGUUGGAGCGCAGAAAGUGGUAGUGGCAGUACUCAACAAAGAGAGAACCACUUCAAAGAUUUAACCCAGGGUACCCAUAAGACAGAGCAACUUACAGGAGCUCAAGCAGGUAGUGGUGCCGCUGGCACUUACCCUGCCCACUGCACUGGGAAUACACUGUCACUACUCCUGGAGUACCACUGUGACCCAGAGAAGUGCCAUGGCACCCUAGUGGUACUACUGAGACUACUGGCCUGUAUUACUCCCACGGUGCCACGGACCCUGGGUGACCUCUUUGGGUUCUAUUACUAUAUAGUCUAUAUUGGGGGAAAGAGUGGUGGUGCUGGAGAGCAGGAAGUUAACAAGGCCCUAGGGAUAUACGAGCAGGAAUCUAAAUUGCACAUGAUGUCUAUUGGUGGUGAUGCAGUGGUCGAGGCACUUAAGAAAUACGGUGGAGAUUGCAGUAACAAGAACGAUACCUUGAAGUGCCUAUAUACAUGCCCUAACAGUGCCCCUACUGGUCAAUGCUCUCAAUACCUCUCUCCUCUGAGUGGCCAGCAGUAUGGCCAGUUGAGUCCAGCGAUGGCCGGGACCUACCUGUCAUGGUUGGUAUAUUUGAUAGGGGAGUUCCAGGAAGGGUUGGAUAAGUUGAAGGAGGAUUAUAUGAAGGUGGAUUGUAAGAGUGAUGGGUGUACGGGUCCGGGAGGAGCUGCUGGUGGAUGUGGCGGUGGACAGUGCCAAGCCGGAACCCAUGGAAAUAGAGACACAUGCUGCUGUACCUCUGUCGUAUCAUGUACCGGGGUACUACCGGUGUUGUACAAGUAUGGCUUUGGGUAUGGUGAUGUAGAGAAGUUGCACAAAGGUCCAGGUACACAAAAAAAGUGUCACGAUUUCUUGGAGACCUUGAAGAAUGUAGAAGGCAGCAGCGAGUUCAAGAAACUCAUUAACGAAAUAAACCAGCUCAUCUACACCACCAGGCUCCCCUGGAUCUUUGUCCUGACCAUAGCAUGGCUAGUAGCGGUGCUCUACCUAGCAUUUGGUGCCAUAUGGCCACUGGACUGGACACAUAUGAGGUCACAUUGUAGGGGAUGGUUCAGGAAGGGUAGUCUGAGUCCAUGGGAGGUACUGAUGGUGGGUAAGAAGAAGGGGAGGGGUAUAUUGGAGUUCUUUGGUAAGACAUAGUGGCAAAGUGGUGGCGCCUUCGGCGCAACAGUGUCUCUAGGGACAGUAGCUGUGUUCGGGGGUCCAUUAGUGGCUGCAUUAGUUAAGAGUAAUGAUGCCUGGAAAAUACCACUAGCGGUAUUGCUAGGAAUAGGUGGAGGGGCAUUACUAGUAGCAGUAAUGGUGAAAGC
This is a messenger RNA of Babesia bovis T2Bo, 3579 nucleotides long. RefSeq names its product variant erythrocyte surface antigen-1 beta subunit. The record is from RefSeq and is a predicted model, not a curated record. Bases 71 to 3409 code for a protein of 1112 amino acids. The transcript has 11 exons. NCBI's taxonomy places the organism in Eukaryota, Apicomplexa, Aconoidasida, Piroplasmida, Babesiidae.